GCGAUAAAAUACAGAGACCGAGGACUGGCAGAGCGAUAAUGUCGGCUGGUUUUCGAGUAGAUACAAGUUACAAGAACUGAUAUGGACCACUCCGUUCACUCAGACGUCAACACCACAUCGCGCGAGAUAGAGGAGCGGCUGCCUGUGUACGAAGAAGAGCAGGAAGAGGAACGCACGCUACAGCCUCCUGCUGAGAGCCCGUCGGUGUCGGACGACGAUCCAUCGAGAGCACCGGUCAUCAAAGAAAUCAUAAAGACACCGCCGCGACGGCUCAGGCUGAUGUUGAACGAGGCCCAGGCGAAGAGCGUGACGCACCCUCUUGCUUCGCAGCUGCAGAUCCUGGCCGGUCCAGGGACGGGCAAGACCAAGACUCUUAUUUCGCGCGUGAUGUACCUGCUCAGUCAGAAUGUGCAUCCGAGCGAUAUGAUCAUCACGACGUUUACCGUCAAGGCCGCGAACGAGAUGCGCGAGCGGCUCGCUGAGAUGAUCGGGCCUUCGGUCGCGAAUAGGCUGAUACUCGGCACAUUUCAUUCGAUUUCGAGAAAGUAUCUUCACAAGUACGGCCACUUGAUCGGGAUCCCCUCAGGGUUUACAAUCGCAGACGACUCAGAUUCGCUGCACUAUGUCAAGGAUUUGUGUAAAGAUAUGGGAUUCAAAGAAGGCCGGACGGAAGCUCGCAGGGUCAGAGAUUUAAUCUCAAAAGCAAAGGCACAUGGAUAUUUUCCUGACUCGCCAGGUGUUACUGCCGAGAUCAACGGUAUCGAGCUUGAAGUUUAUAAAAAGUAUCAGGAGAAGCUGCAAGAUUCCAAAACACUCGACUUUGAUGACUUGUUGCUACAAUGUGUCAAACUGUUGCAAAGAUUUCCGAAAGUGGUUUCCAACAUCCAGGCAGUGCUUGUGGAUGAGUACCAAGACACAAACUCCGUACAGUACAAUUUGAUGAAACUUUUCGCCAAAGAAAGAGAAAACAUCACGAUCGUCGGCGAUCCGGACCAGUCCAUCUACGGUUUCCGCGCGGCAUUGGCGACCAAUCUUUCGCUCAUGGCCGAGGACUUUCCCGCAACGACCAUCAUCAGUCUUGAGGAAAACUACCGCAGCAGCGGUCACAUCCUCGACGCGGCCUUGACAGUCAUUCAGCAGGACACCGAGCGGAUAAAGAAGGAAGUACGGCCGAACCACGACAUGGGCGCGAAGCCUUCGUACAUUUCCGUCAUGGACACGACGGCCGAGGCACGGCUGAUUGCGGAGGAAGUCGAGCGGCUGUUGACGCUUUCGUGCGGGAUUCUCAAGCCGGCUGAUUUCGUGGUGCUCGUGCGGACAGGGUUUGCGAUGAAGCCGAUCGAAGCCGCGCUGACGCGGGUGGGAAUCGACUACCGCGUCGUCGGUGGGUCUCGGUUCUGGGAUCGCGAGGAGAUCAAGCUGGUGCUUUCGUAUCUACAUCUGAUCAAGAACCGGCGCAGUCAGUCGUUGCUGAAUAUCAUAAACUCGCCUAGGCGGGGCAUCGGCGGCAUGGCGAUGGUGGCACUGCUCGGUCACGCGAACGCGCAUGAGGUGCCACUCUGGGACGCGAUCGUGCUCGCGACCCAAGGCGAGCUGAAGGAGGAGAAUCGAUCAGCCGCUGGUGAAUAUGACAAAGCAUUUGCUGGAGAAGCUGGAGUAUAAGAGCGUGUUGAUGCGAAAACAUCCGGAAACGUGGU
Myxozyma melibiosi is the source of this 1697-nucleotide messenger RNA. RefSeq names its product P-loop containing nucleoside triphosphate hydrolase protein. The transcript has 3 exons. The record is from RefSeq and is a predicted model, not a curated record. Gene Ontology annotation, cellular component: nucleus. Gene Ontology annotation, molecular function: 3'-5' DNA helicase activity; DNA binding; hydrolase activity. Lineage: Eukaryota; Fungi; Ascomycota; Lipomycetes; Lipomycetales; Lipomycetaceae. Bases 82 to 1662 code for a protein of 526 amino acids. Gene Ontology annotation, biological process: recombinational repair.